Messenger RNA from Electrophorus electricus (electric eel), 5814 nucleotides. It is a transcript of the gene stat5b, whose product is annotated as signal transducer and activator of transcription 5b. Gene Ontology annotation, biological process: regulation of DNA-templated transcription; signal transduction. NCBI's taxonomy places the organism in Eukaryota, Metazoa, Chordata, Actinopteri, Gymnotiformes, Gymnotidae. The record is from RefSeq and is a predicted model, not a curated record. Gene Ontology annotation, molecular function: DNA-binding transcription factor activity; DNA binding.
CUCUAAAGUGAACGUGCUAGAGCUCGAGCUGAUGUCCCGCCCACAGAAACACAAUCCGGAAAGCUGAAAACUAGUUAACACCUGGUGUCAUGAUUUAGCCUGUAAGAAUCAAGUGUUUAUUUAUGGACUGACGGCGUAUACACUGCGACAGGAUCUAGAUAAACGGGGUGGAGAUGGCAUUAUGGAUCCAGGCUCAGCAGCUACAAGGCGAUGCCCUGCACCAGAUGCAGGCUCUCUAUGGUCAGCACUUCCCCAUAGAAGUGCGACAUUACUUUGCUCAGUGGAUCGAGUCCCAGCCCUGGGAUGCGAUAGAUCUGGAGAAACAGCAGGAGGAGUUUAAAGCGAAGCGUCUGCUGGACAGUCUCAUCCAAGAACUGCAGAGAAAAGCAGAGCAUCAGAUGGGAGAGGAUGGUUUCCUCCUCAAAAUCAAACUCAGCCAUUAUGCUUCACAGUUAAAGAGCACAUAUGAUCCUUGUCCCAUGGAACUGGUGCGGUGUAUUAAACACAUCCUCUAUACAGAGCAGAGACUUGUGCAAGAAGCUUCUAAUGUGAGCACCUCAGGGGGUGGGCUGAUGGAUGGCACCCCUCAGAAAUACCAACAGAUCAACCAGGUGUUUGAAGAACUGCGUGUGAUGACACAAGAUACUGAAAACGACCUGCGUAAACUCCAGCACAGCCAGGAGUACUUCAUCAUACAGUACCAGGAGAGCCUGAGGAUACAGGCUCAGCUGAGCAGUCUGUCAAACUUGCCCCCAGCGGAGCGUGUGCAGAGAGAGGCAAGCCUACAGAGCAGGAAGGCUACUCUGGAGGCUUGGCUAACCAGAGAGGCCAACACACUGCAGGAAUACCGACAGGAUCUAGCAGAGAAACAGCAGAGAACUCUGGCCCUAUUACGGAAGCAGCAGACUGUGAUUGUGGAUGAUGAAUUAAUCCAAUGGAAGAGACGGCAGCAGCUGGCAGGCAAUGGAGGACCAUCAGAGGGUUCUCUGGACAUCCUGCAGUCCUGGUGUGAGAAGCUGGCAGAUAUGAUCUGGCAGAACAGGCAGCAGAUUCGCCGUGUGGAACACCUUACCCAGCAGCUGCCUAUACCUGGUCCAACAGAAGAACUCCUCAAAGAUCUUAAUGCCACGGUCACGGACAUCAUAUCUGCACUGGUCACCAGUACCUUUAUCAUAGAGAAACAGCCACCGCAGGUGUUGAAGACGCAGACAAAGUUUGCAACAACGGUGCGCUUGCUAGUCGGCGGGAAGCUAAAUGUGCACAUGAACCCACCUCAGGUGAAGGCUACCAUCAUCAACGAACAACAAGCCAAAGCCCUGCUGAAGAACGAGAGCACCCGCAAUGACAGUAGUGGAGAGAUCCUCAAUAACAACUGUGUGAUGGAGUACCACCAAGCUACAGGGACCCUCAGUGCACACUUUAGAAACAUGUCUUUAAAGCGUAUCAAGCGUUCAGACAGGCGUGGUGCUGAGUCAGUGACUGAGGAGAAGUUUACAGUUCUGUUCGAAUCGCAGUUCAGUGUUGGUGGCAAUGAGCUUGUGUUUCAUGUCAAGACGUUAUCUCUGCCAGUUGUCGUCAUCGUUCAUGGUAGUCAGGACAACAACGCCACGGCAACAGUCCUGUGGGAUAACGCGUUUUCCGAGCCUGGCCGUGUCCCAUUCGCCGUGCCCGAUAAAGUGUCGUGGCCGCAGCUGUGUGAAGCUCUGAACAUGAAGUACAAGGCAGAGGUGCAGAGUGACCGAGGUCUGUCGGAGGAGAACCUGGUGUUUCUGGCGCAGAAGGCCUUCAGCAGCUCCAGCAGCAGCCCUGAGGAGUACCGCAGCAUGACUAUGACCUGGUCCCAGUUCAACAGGGAGAGUUUACCAGGCCGGAACUUCACCUUUUGGCAGUGGUUUGAUGGAGUGAUUGAACUCAUGAAAAAGCACCUCAAAGCCCACUGGAAUGAUGGAGCGAUACUGGGCUUUCUGAAUAAGCAGCAGGCACAGGACAUGCUGCUGUCGAAACCCAACGGAACCUUCCUGCUGCGCUUCAGUGACUCUGAGAUUGGGGGCAUCACCAUCGCGUGGGUCGCAGAAAAUCCCAAUAAAGCAGGAGAGAGAAUGGUGUGGAACCUGAUGCCCUUCACCACUAAAGACUUCUCUAUCCGCUCAUUGGCUGACCGCAUUAGUGACCUGAACCACCUGCUGUUUCUGUACCCCAACCAGCCCAAAGACGAGAUCUUCUCCCGCUACUGCACCCCACCAAACUCUAAAGCAGUAGGGGAUGGGUAUGUCAAACCUGAGAUCAAGCAGGUGGUUAAAGUAGAUUUUACCUCACCCAAUCCUGAGCAGUCUCCUGGAAACCCUGCCUUCAUUGACCACCACACAGCCUCACCUACUGUCAGUCAACAAAACAGUUUUGGAAUCUACCCUCCAAUCAGUGACCCCAUGCUGGAUGCCGAGGGUGAGUUUGAUCUGGAUGAGACCAUGGACAUGGCCAGACAGGUGGAAGAGUUCCUUCGGCAGCCAUCUGAACCACAGUGGACUGGGCAGCAGUCGUGACCUUUGACCUGAAGUUCCAUGACCUCUCACCCUAACUACAGCAACACAAGGGGUUCCAUUCCAUUUUUUUGUUGUUAUUGUUUUUCUACAAAAUGAGAAUAUUUGAUAGCUCAUUAACUUUUAUAUAAUGACUUUGCAGUGUAAUCAUGACUGCUUCUUCUUUCUGCAUAACAAUUAUGUACUUGAUUUCUCUAGCCAAAAAACCAAGAUGGAAAUAUAAAUUUAAAAAAUGUUUUCAAAUAUUGAAAACCAUGAGAUGGUGAAUACUCACUAGAGCACCCCCUUAAAGCAAUAGUGUCUCAGGCCAAUGCUCCGUACUGUUAGCUCAACUGAAGGUAUAUAACUUACCAUGUUGCCGUCUUCGCAUGUUAUUAUGUUCUAUUAUUUUAGCUCUUUAUGGCAUACUGCUGAGUCAUUAGCAGUUUACUCUGUUCCUUUACAUAAAAGAGCGGACAACUGAACCUCAAAGAGAGACGGAACAGUUAGAUAAGUUAAAAAAUUAAGUUAAAAAAUGGCAGUUUAAAAAAAAAAUGGCAGUUUAAAGAACACCAAGUUACAAACACCAAGUUAAUUUAAAAAAAUAAAUAAAAAAAACUAAGGAAAAAUAUACUGGAACAUUCACCCAUGGUGGGACUUCUACCUUUUGAGUUUUGUAAACACCAUCUGAAGCAGGUGUUGAAGCAGUGUGAAGUCUUAUUCACUCCAGCUAGGGAGCAGAGCAGAGUCUUAAUGAUAACCCUAGUGUAACCCUAACCCCAGUCCUUGGCUGCAGCUUUGACAUUCAGCAGUCUCUGAAAUUUGUGCAUUUUCUUUUUUUUUUUUUUUUUCCUCCUUUUUCAUAAGUGUUGCAUGUGUAAUGGUGAAUACCAUUUAAUUAUAUGGUCAUAUUAGUCAUAAAAAAACCAGGCCAUAUCAUGUUGAGCUAUAGGUGGUGAUGGGUUCUCGCACACCGAUGGUGUGAUGUGAAAUUUAAAGAAACUGAGUAUUGUUGCAGUGGAUUCAAAGUCCUGGCUUCCUGAUGGAAUGUAGGCAGCAGUUUAAUAUCAGAGGCCAAGCUCUGAUUUCCUGUUUGAGUCAGAGGUUAAGUGUAACGGAUGCCUACCCUAGGGUCAGAGGUCUAGGGUUAACGCUAACCCUAUGGUCAGGAGUCUAGUGUUAACCCUAAACCUAGAUGCAGCUCAUCAUCCCUGCUGGUGUUUCAGUAACAAGCUACACAUGGCAGUAGUGAUGUAAACCAAAGAUUCACAUGCUUCAGUUGAAGAUCUUAAUCCUUUUAAUAAUAGACCAAUAUACUCACACUUGAAAUUACCUAGAUAAAACCCUUUAGAAUGCUUGGUUUAAAUGGUAUAACUAAUGUGUCAUUUUGCAUUGUGUUUUUGAGCUUCAUUCAUGUUUGUCAACCUAGCUCACUCAUCCAUACAGACCUUGAUAAUCUUAGCCCAAUUUGGUCUGCUUCAGCAACCGCCUCAUGGUGUGCAUUCAGAACCUGGAAUUUACACACCGUGCACUACUCAAAUGUGCACUGUUCUUGGUCAUGCACUAUUCGCAUACACUGGGGAUGUCAGUCUAACAUCAUUGAUCUGACAAACCCGCCAGCGCUCUCUUUUGCUCUCCUUCUUGUACUGUUUUAUGUAACUUUUUUUUCCCCCCUCUCUCUGUGCCUUAAUACAGAUAAAGUUUAUCAUAGGUUAAACCAGAGUUGAGGCUUUAUGGCCCACUGACCCUAUGCCUUUCAACUGUGAAUCUACAUCCUAAAGAAAGAUAGAAGUGUUAUCAUUUCCCACAGCAGGUAGUGAGUGUAAGAGAGGAGGUUCCUCAGCCCAGCCGUGUUUUAGCCCUGGGUCUCCUGCAUGCUGUGUCCUCAAUACCUCUGUGUACACACGUAUAAAAGACACCAUCGUGAUCAGUGUUUUAGAAUGUUUGGAAGAUUUCUUGUGAAGAAAAGCCUGGGGCUGAGCUCAGAGUCUCGUUCCCCCCCGUCGAAUUGUGUUUGCGUCACCAUAAAAGUUCCCGGAGACUCACCACCCACCCCCAGAGGUGCGGCUGUCCUGCUUGUCUUACCUGCUGCAUUUUGGUGGUGGUCUUUUUGUCUUCUGCAGGCCUGCAAGCAGCUACUGUUUGCGGUUGGGCUUCAGCUGAACACUGCAGACCCGCAUGUUUUUAACAGUGAUGAUGACCUUUACCCUGAGCACUGCAGACCCACAUGGCUUUGAGGGUGAUGUUGAACCUAACCCUCUACUCUACAGACCCACAUGGCUUUCCAAUUAUUAAUAAAGUCUGGAACUAAACUAAAUGUAGAAAUACCCCACUAUGCAAUUGUGUCCAUAAGUCCUGAGUGUAUGGAGCCCAGGUCUGGUGUCACCACUCUUUUUGGUGAGCCCCUUCUUUUUCUGGUUUGUAGGUUGUAAAUAUUGAAUUGUUAGUACAUGGUACUUGGUUUGCAUUCCCAUUGUUCGUUCAUGUUUUGGCCCCGUAGAAAAAGUGAUAGAGAGCUGCAAUCUCCUUCACCCUAAGUGAUCCUUCUAAUCUCCUGUGAUCGUUUUGUAACCGCUGCUUGUGACGUGUUGCAGGAGCAGCAUUCUGGCAGGGCUACAGAGUUGUACACACUUUUGAAAUCACAUUUUUAUUGUAAUGAUUUUAACCUCUUGUCUAUUAUUCAAUGAUUUUUAACCUCUUGUCUGAUGGGAGACGCACCACUGUGCACUUCACUCAAGGCACUUAAUCUCUGUACAACAGAACUCAGGAAAACUUCAAAGGAGCAUAAGGCAAAUGACCUUAUCCUAAAUACUAUAUGAGAAAUUACCCCCACAUAAGAAGUAGUUUAACAGUAUGAUGCUGUUAUACAAAUGGUUUAUGCUUUUAAUGUUUGUCCAUGGUUAUACCUAAGGAAGUCAGGUAUAAAAUGUGAAUUCAAAAUGGGAAUAUGGUCUGGGGAUGUUUCUUUAUAAACCUAUUUUUUAAAGUGCAUUUAGAUGCUGUUAUGUGCUCUGUGUUUUGGAUAGAGAUGGUAUUAAUGCUGCAAACUGCUAUGUUUUCUGCUUCUUCAUAAUCUUUUGUGAGUUGUCAGUCAAUUAAUGUGCUGUUUUGUCAGGUCUGGGACUGUGUUCACAAAGGUAAAGCAGUGGUGUUACUGUGUUACACGUUCCCUGUAUGCUGUUCUCUGCACCAGUACACACUAGCGUUUACUGCCUGCCCCUGGUUUGUUUUGUUUGAUGUCAAGUGAAAACUUGAUGGAAGUUGGGAGAUAGAAAAAUAAUAAAGUUUUAUAUUUUAA